AAAAGGACAGGCUGAGGCUGAGCCUCAGGGAGGCGGGGUGCAGCUUCCUCUUCGCAGAGAGGCUGGACUUGAACAAACCCAGCCUCCUACACAACCGUGGAGCCAGGGCAAGGGAGAGACAGAAGGAGCAAGUGAUCCAGGGAGACAAACACUUGGAGAUACUUGGGGCUGAGUUUGAGCAAGACUCCCUAACCUGUGCCUGGACGAGUCUGAUGUCCUGUGUGGCCCAAGAAGAACUGACCCAGUGUCUGGAGCUCCCGCCAUUAUUGCAUCCCUGCUGUGGCUCACCUGCUGCUGUCUCCAGGAGCCCCUGAGAAGAUUUGCUUCCUCUCCCCUGCUAAGCUCCAGGUCCUGAGAUUGAAUUAGGGGCUGGAGCUCAUUGCACUCCAGCAGUCAUGGGACCCAGGAUAGGGCCAGCGGUUGAGGGACCCCAGGUACCAGACAAGGAAACCAAAGCCACAAUGGGCACAGAAAACACACCUGGAGGCAAAGCCAGCCCAGACCCUCAGGACGUGCGGCCAAGUGUGUUCCAUAACAUCAAGCUGUUCGUCUUGUGUCACAGCCUGCUGCAGCUGGCGCAGCUCAUGAUCUCCGGCUACCUAAAGAGCUCCAUCUCCACAGUGGAGAAGCGCUUCGGCCUCUCCAGCCAGACGUCGGGGCUGCUGGCCUCCUUCAACGAGGUGGGGAACACAGCCUUGAUUGUGUUUGUGAGCUAUUUUGGCAGCCGGGUGCACCGGCCCCGAAUGAUUGGCUAUGGGGCUAUCCUUGUGGCCCUGGCCGGCCUGCUCAUGACUCUCCCACACUUCAUCUCCGAGCCAUACCGCUACGACAACACCAGCCCUGAGGAUAUGCCACAGGACUUCAAGGCUUCCCUGUGCCUGCCCACAACCUCGGCCCCAGCCUCGGCCCCCUCCAACGGCAACUGCUCAAGCUACACAGAAACCCGGCAUCUGAGUGUGGUGGGGAUCAUGUUUGUGGCACAGACCCUGCUGGGUGUGGGCGGGGUGCCCAUUCAGCCCUUUGGCAUCUCCUACAUCGAUGACUUUGCCCACAACAGCAACUCGCCCCUCUACCUUGGGAUCCUGUUUGCAGUGACCAUGAUGGGGCCAGGCCUGGCCUUUGGGCUGGGCAGCCUCAUGCUGCGUCUUUAUGUGGACAUUAACCAGAUGCCAGAAGGUGGUAUCAGCCUGACCAUAAAGGACCCCCGAUGGGUGGGUGCCUGGUGGCUGGGUUUCCUCAUCGCUGCCGGUGCAGUGGCCCUGGCUGCCAUCCCUUACUUCUUCUUCCCCAAGGAAAUGCCCAAGGAAAAACGUGAGCUUCAGUUUCGGCGAAAGGCCUUAGCAGUCACAGACUCACCUGCCAGGAAGGUCAAGGACUCUCCCUCUAAGCAGAGCCCUGGGGACUCCACGAAGAAGCAGGAUGGCCUAGUCCAGAUUGCACCAAACCUGACUGUGAUCCAGUUCAUUAAAGUCUUCCCCAGGGUGCUGCUGCAGACCCUACGCCACCCCAUCUUCCUGCUGGUGGUCCUGUCCCAGGUAUGCUUGUCAUCCAUGGCUGCGGGCAUGGCCACCUUCCUGCCCAAGUUCCUGGAGCGCCAGUUUUCCAUCACAGCCUCCUACGCCAAUCUGCUCAUUGGCUGCCUCUCCUUCCCUUCGGUCAUCGUGGGCAUCGUGGUGGGUGGCAUCCUGGUCAAGCGCCUCCACCUGGGCCCUGUGGGAUGCGGUGCCCUUUGCCUGCUGGGGAUGCUGCUGUGCCUCUUCUUCAGCCUGCCGCUCUUCUUUAUCGGCUGCCCCAGCCAUCAGAUUGCAGGCAUCACCCACCAGAGUAGUGCCCAGCCUGGGCUGGAGCUGUUUCCAAGCUGCAUGGAGGCCUGCUCCUGCCCAUCGGACGGCUUUAACCCUGUCUGCGACCCGAGCACUCGUGUGGAAUACAUCACACCCUGCCAUGCAGGCUGCUCAAGCCAGGUGGUCCGGGAUGCUCUGGACAAAAGCCAGGUUUUCUACACCAACUGCAGCUGCGUGGCAGAGGGCAACCCCGUGCUGGCAGGAUCCUGCGACUCAACCUGCAGCCACCUGGUGGUGCCCUUCCUGCUCCUGGUCAGCCUGGGCUCGGCCCUGGCCUGUCUCACCCACACACCCUCCUUCAUGCUCAUCCUAAGAGGAGUGAAGAAAGAAGACAAGACUUUGGCUGUGGGCAUCCAGUUCAUGUUCCUGAGGAUUUUGGCCUGGAUGCCCAGCCCCGUGAUCCACGGCAGCGCCAUCGACACCACCUGUGUGCACUGGGCCCUGAGCUGUGGGCGUCGAGCUGUCUGUCGCUACUACAAUAACGACCUGCUCCGAAACCGGUUCAUCGGCCUCCAGUUCUUCUUCAAAACAGGUUCCGUGAUCUGCUUCGCCUUAGUUUUGGCUAUCCUGAGGCAGCAGGACAAAGAGGCAAGGAUCAAAGAGAGCAGAUCCAGCCCUGCUGUAGAGCAGCAACUGCUAGUGUCGGGGCCAGGGAAGAAGCCAGAGGAUUCCCGAGUGUGAGCUGUCUUGGGGCCCCACCUGGCCAAGAGUAGCAGCCACAGCAGUACCUCCUCUGAAUCCUUUGCCCAAGAUUGGGUGUCAAGAGCCCUGUGUUCCAUUCUGGCUCCUCCACUAAAUUGCUGUGUGACUUCAGGCAAGACACUGAUCCUCUCUGAGCCUUUGCUUGCUAGUCUGAACCAAAGAGUUGUUUGGGC
Messenger RNA from Nomascus leucogenys (northern white-cheeked gibbon), 2719 nucleotides. RefSeq names its product solute carrier organic anion transporter family member 2B1 (gene SLCO2B1). Gene Ontology annotation, cellular component: membrane. The record is from RefSeq and is a predicted model, not a curated record. Gene Ontology annotation, molecular function: bile acid transmembrane transporter activity; protein binding. Gene Ontology annotation, biological process: sodium-independent organic anion transport; bile acid and bile salt transport; transmembrane transport. NCBI's taxonomy places the organism in Eukaryota, Metazoa, Chordata, Mammalia, Primates, Hylobatidae.